UGGCGACAGAGUGAUGGAAAAAGUCAAGCAAUGCCAUAAUUUUUUUAGAAUAUUGCGAUGUCUCGCCUGGCUGACUACUUCGUCGUAGUAGGAUAUGACCACGAAAAAGAACGAAGUGGUGUCAGCUGUGGUAAGAUUAUACAACGAUUUCCAGAAAAGGACUGGAAAACAUGUCCCUUCCCACAAGGAAUAGAACUGUUUUGUCAACCAACAGGAUGGACAUUAUCCACACAGAGACAGCCUCCAUCUUUUUUUGUGUCUGUCCUGACAGACAUCGAUGCCAACCGCCAUUACUGUGCCUGUUUGACUUUUUAUGAAACGGUUGCCAUCAGUCCAACCAAACCCGAUGAUGAAGACACUGAUGAACAAGACUCUGCCCUUGUUCAUCACUCUCUUAUGUUUGCUCCCAAAAGUCUCUUGCUAGUCUCAAGGCUUAGUUAUUUUGAAGCUUUUAAGAACUGUCUGGGUAUUAUGUACACCGUGUAUGUGGAAAAUCUACAGGUACAGCUUGAAUCAUUGGUUGGAAAUAUCCUGGGCUGUGUUCAUGUUCCACCCGCAGGUGGGCCGCAAGUACGAUUUUCUAUUGGUGCUGGUGACCGACAAGCCUUGCAGCCACCACUGAAUCCAACCCUUCCAGUUACCAAUGUGUGUGUGGCACAGAUUUUUGACGAACUUGGUAUCAACAAUGUAAUGACAGUGCUCUUUGCUGCCUUGACAGACCACAAGAUUCUGUUCACCUCUCAGAGUUAUUCCCGACUCACAGAUGCUUGUGGUGCAUUCAUUGCUCUGCAGUACCCUUUCAAAUACAGUUAUGUGUAUAUUCCCAUCUUGCCAGUUUCUCUUCUGGAAGUUCUUAACACUCCAACCCCAUUCAUUGCUGGCAUUCACUCCUCACUCAGAAAUGAUGCCAUGGAUUUGGUGGGACCACUCGAUGUAAUCAUAGUGGAUCUGGAUGGUGGUAGUCUGCAUAUACCAGAGUGUGUUAGCAUCCCUGUGGUGAACAACAUCACUCUGUUCAGAACGAAAAAAUCUCUAGUCGAGAUUCUAAAACCUGACCUUCUCAGUGCUGAUAAUGCAUUUCCACAGUCACCACAAAAACAGCCUUCAUUUGCACAAAAAGACAAGGAAAUUCGAAGUGUGUUCAUUAGGAUGUUUGCUGAACUGUUUAACACAUAUAGAUCCUGUCUGACGAUAAUACGCAUUCAUCCAGAACCAUUUAUCACAUUUCAUAAGGCAAAUUUUCUGGGCCAUCGUGGUAUGGUGGAUGAUGACUUUGUGGUACGUGCACUUGACGGAAUGGGCUUCAAUGCCUUUGUGGCUGAGCGUGGACCUCCGUACAGAGUCUGUGAUAUUUUUGAUGAGGUGUAUGCUACAAUCCCCGAUCAGCUACACGAGGAGAAGUCAAACCCAAGCAAGAUGAGAGAGCAUAUCAAGGAGCUAGCCCAGCAGCUAACACUGAAUGAGCAUCCCAAUCCACAGCCAUAUAUUCCCAAGGUUCCAAAACCUACUGAAGGAUCAUAUGCCAGAAUUCACCAGCCUCCAUUCCCUAUCUUGAACUGGAACCUAAUCCAAGAGAUCAUUGAUGAGGGUACAGCCAAAAACAGCAUAAAGAACAAAUUGGUGAAUGUUCGUCCUUACCAAUCUCGUAUUGUGCCAAAUGGAAAGCCGAUCAGUGCCACUGGAGACAGGCAGAGCAUGGUGGAAAACAAUGCAAGAAGGCUGGAGGUUUUACGAAACUGUGUCAAUUUUAUCUUUGAAAACAAAAUCUCUGAUGCAAGAAUAAUAUUUCCGGCUGUGUUGCGAGCACUGAAGAGUCGUGUGACGCGUCUGGCCCUCACACAGGAGUUGAGCUUCCACGUUCACUCGAACCGUGCUAUGUUAGAAAACCAGCAGUUUGACCUGGUUGUGAAACUCCUCAACUGCGCACUGCAGAAUGACUCAAGUCUUGAUGAGAGUGGAGUUGCUGCAGCCAUUCUACCACUCGCCACUGCGUUUUGUAGAAAACUGUGUACAGGUGUAAUCCAGUUUGCAUACACGUGUGUGCAGGAACACAUCGUCUGGCAGAACCAUCAGUUCUGGGAGCAGUCGUUCUACCAAGAUGUUCAGAAGCAGAUUCGACACUUGUAUCUACCACAGUACGAGGAACAUCUAAUGAUAGAAAAAGCACCAGAUAAAUCUCAAAGUCCAUUGCCGACUAGCAACGGUAACAGCCACAACAGGAACUCAUCAGCAACACUGGAAUCGAAGCGGUCAUCUGAAAGUUCACUGCACUCACGGGAAAUCAGUGCCCUUGAAAUAGCAGCCGAACAGUUGAGAGUAUGGGCCAGUGUUCCGAAAGAGCAGCAACAAGAGAUGGUUUUGAAUGAGGAGUCAACUGUUUACAGUCAGGCCAUUCAUUAUGCAAAUCGGAUGGUUUACAUGCUUGUUCCUCUAGACGUGAAUCGGUCGCAUAAAAACCUUGCUGGUUUUGAUGGUGAAAGUAACAGUAACAGCAACAUCACAACCAGUAUUGCAGAAAGUGAUAGUUUUGAUGCCGAAAGUGGCUUUGAUGAAACAGAACAUUCUGAUGUUGGAUCAAAUGUGAUUCGGUUCGUCACUCGCUUUGUGGAUAAAGUAUGCAAUGAAGGUGGAGUUACUCAGGAUCAUAUAAAGUCCUUGCAUCAAAUGAUUCCAGGAGUUGUAUCUAUGCACAUCGAGACUCUUGAAGCAGUAUCUAAGGAGAGCAAGAGAUUACCUCCUAUACAAAAGCCAAAAAUAUUGAAUCCAACAUUGUUACCCGGUGAAGAAAUUGUUAUGGAGGGUUUACGAAUCUAUCUGCUGCCCGAUGGCCGCGAGGAGGGAACAGGAGGCAUCGUGGGAGGUCCUAACCUCCUCCCGGCUGAAGGGGCUGUCUUUCUCACCACAUACAGGAUUCUCUUCAAGGGAACUCCUUGUGAUCCUCUCGCGUGUGAGCAUAUUGUGAUACGCAGUUUCCCGGUGUCGACCUUGACCCGUGAAAAGAAGAUUAGCGUGCAAUACAUCCCACAUAUAGAUCAGUGGGUCCAGGAAGGACUACAACUCCGCUCCAAUGUGUUUCAGUUGAUGAAAAUAGCUUUUGAUGAAGAAGUGGGUUCUGAAAAUGUAGAAACAUUCCGUAAACUUGCGAAUAAGGUGCGAAACCCACCCGAUGUGUUCAGUACAUAUGCAUUUAUUGGUCAUAUGGUUCAACAGGCCACUCCUUUGCACAAGCAUAAAGAGAAGAAUGCCUCGUUAAGGCAUUUUGCUAAGAAAACUUUGCUGAAGACUGCACGAAAGGCUGGCAUCAAGUCGAAGCCCUCAACUCAUAAACAAAAAUAUGUGCUUCCAACUCCACCCAUGUUGAGGAAGAACAUCUCUCCACGAUCCUCAGACAGCGAAUCAGAGAGACCCAGCAGUGAAAUAUUUGAUGAUUUGUCCAUGAUUGAUGAGAAUGAGUUUGCCAGUUCCUUGUCGAGUGAUCCGAAAAACCUGGAGAGGUUAAUGGAGAGAUCCAGUUACCAGGAUUUGGAGCGUCUUGGACUUGGCACUUUGUCCACACCCGGGCAAAAAUCACACUCGGAACCUUUCCGAAUCUCAACAGUCAACAAAAGCUACUCUGUCUGUAGAAGCUAUCCAGCACUCCUGGUUGUACCACAGACUGUGACAGAUGAAAGUAUACGCAAGUUCGCACGUUGCCAUCGGCAGUAUAGGUUUCCUGUGAUAUGCUGGCGGCAUCCUAGAACAAAAGGCUUGUUGUUGCGUGCUAGUGGUUUUCACAGCCGUAGCCUGAUGGGAAUGCUGAGGCACAAUCCAUCAACAGGUACAUCAAGUGGAGAAGCUUCUUCCAGCAUUGAACAGGAGAAAUAUUUCAUGUUGCUGGUUGCUGCAACACCGAGCAGUAGUCGAUCACACAACAGUGCGUCAUACAGCGACUCGCUGACUAGUCUCAAUUCGUUAAUGAUGGUUGGCGGGUCAGAUUCACUGAAUAUUCCCGAAACUCCAGAUCUGCAUCUACGCCCUUCGUACAAAGCAAACUCAUCAAGUCGUGGCAAUGGCAACCGGAAGAAUAAGCCUGCAUCACUGAAUCGUAUUGGUAGUCUGAGAGGUAAAAACCGAAUGUCUUCAACGAGCAUGGAUUCUCAGUCUCAAGCAAAUGGCAGUCUUGACUACCGGGGCGACCUCAUCAACAGUUCAGUUAAAGGACUUCACAAGGUGGCGCUGUAUGUUCUAGGAGAGAAGACUCAGAUGAAGGGCAUCAAAGUAGAAUCAUUUCCGAAGUGUGAUUUCAUCCCAGUUGAUUUCUUUGAAGUCCGUCAUGUGAAAGCUAGCUUCAAGAAACUCAUGAGGGCUUGUGUUCCCAGUACAACGACCUCUUCACAGACUGAGUCCACUCUGUACAAGGCGAUUGAGGAAUCGGAAUGGCUGCAGCAGGUUCAGAAUGUUCUGCAGCUGGCGGGAGCGACGGUGGAUCUGUUGGAUGUUCAGGGUUCGUCUGUGAUGAUCUGUCUCGAGGAUGGAUGGGAUGUCACCACACAGGUUGUGUCUGUGGCUGAGAUUUUGCUAGAUGCACACUAUCGCACUAUAGAGGGCUUCAAAGCUCUGGUAGAGAAGGAAUGGCUGUCAUUUGGUCAUCGCUUCACUCACCGUAGCAACCAAACUGCAGCUAACCAGGCAAGCGGAUUCGCUCCCAUCUUCCUGCAGUUUCUCGAUAUUGUUCACCAGAUACACCACCAGUUCCCUUUGUCAUUUGAGUUCAACCAGUACUUCUUGAAGUUUCUUGCGUACCACUACGUGUCGAACCGGUUCCGCACAUUCAUGAUGGACAGUGAGGUUGAACGUGUUGAGGCCGGCUUGUUGCUGGAGGGCAAGCACCUGCUGAACAUCGACGACGGCGAUGACGAGCUCGGCUUCCAGCUGCGCUACAACCACAACAGCAGUCUGUACUCGUCUGUGUGGGACUACAUCGACAAGCACCACCGCCGCUCACCACUCUUCUACAACUUCUUGUACAGUCCUGACGAAACAGUUCUGCGGCCAUAUUCGAACAUCUCCAACUUGAAGAUAUGGGACUACUAUCUGGGUGAAGACUUGGCAAAUGGUCCUUCAUAUGACAUUGAGGUGGCCAAUCGUGAACUCCGACAAAACGAAGAUCAGGAGUCAGAGGCCAUGGAAAUCAGUCGCAGAAAAAUACUCAGUGGUUGCUAUGACAACAUAAUGCUUCAAGAACCGAACUUCUUUGAAAAGCAGUUUAUGGAAAUGCAUCAGCUGGAGAUCGAUUUGGGACACUUGCCACAGAAGUGGAAGGUAAUGUGGGACAAGUUGGAGUCCCCCGUACGUGACACAGUCCACCGACAAGUAUCCUUCAACACCCAGCUAGUGCGCUCGCAUGGUCGCACCAUACACAAGCGGUCCACACUGGAGAUCCUCGUCAAGGGCAAGCUGCUGGGCGAAGCAGCCAGGGCGUUCAGCCAGCCCCAUCGGUUUGAGAAGCAGGCGUAUACCACACCAGUCUACUGCGACUAUUGCACACAGCUGUUGUGGGGACUGUCAAAGACAGGCAUGCACUGCGUUGAUUGUGGCUAUAACUGUCAUGAAAAAUGUCAGCCCUUUGUUCCAAAGAGCUGCACAAAGCUGAAGACGGUGGCUGACACAAGUGCCAGCAGCUCCAACAUAUCACAGACCGGUGUCUCCAAUACCAGCUCCACAUCUGUUGCUACAUCACAGAUUUAUGAGAACUUUCCAGCAAAUGUUGGAGAAACACGAACUCAUGAAGGCUACUUGUACAAACAGGGUGCACUGCUGAAGGGAUGGAAACAACGAUGGUUUGUUUUGGACUCCAUGAAGCAUCAGAUGCGAUACUACGAUGCGGUAGAAGACUCCAACUGUAGAGGCUUUAUUGACUUGGCUGAAGUGGAGUCCGUACAGCCAGUGAAGGGCUUCCCUGGCACCUCCAAGAAGUCGGAAGACAAUUCAAUAUUUGAGAUUCGGACAGUUCGACGACAAUACAACUUCAUGGCAACAAGUCCUGCUGCGGCCCAAGAAUGGAUUGACAAGCUACAAAGUUGUAUACAGUAGUAACAGAUAGCAAACAAAAGACUUUAAGUCAACCAUGACUCUUAAUACAAAUGAUCGGAUAUAAUUUUCGUCUCAGUGCUAUAUUUGCUUUUGCGUAGUGACUUAAUAUAUGGCAUUGUGAAUAGCUGGCACAAGACUAUAUGAGACUAUCUUCACUUUGUGAUAUGAUCAUCUUAAUAGAUAGAACUGCAUAGUGGUGAAGACAUGGUGAUUUUCAUGGAAAGAUUUUGUCAGCUUAGUUUUUUUCAGACUAAUAUAACAUUUUGUUGGGCAGUGACAUCAUUAGUCUUUUGUUUUUUAAAUAUGCUGUUAUGGGAGAUGAUGCAAAAAAGCUUUGCUUUGUUAGGAUUAGUUUAGCAGAAAAGUUGAUUAGUAAGUGACAAUAUGAGCCGAGCAUGUUGUUAACUUACAGAAAGUGCUAUGGGUUUCCGCAAGAUGUGUUGAGCGUGUAAUACAUCAGAUGAGUUGGCAGCUUCCAGGACAUAUUGGAUGUUAUGACAGAUGAAAAUGCUCUGGAAUGCUCUAUUUUAGCUCUACCCAAAAUGGUUCCUGCUUACAGUAACAUCUACUUUUCUGGAUCUUGUAAAUGUUUUGGAUCAUUUUGUUCAAUAUUAUUUAUAUCACAUGAGAUUUUGUAAUAUACCAACUAAAAACAUAAAAUGGUUACCAAGUAGGACAGUAUGAUAGAAACUUUUAAAAUGUCAAUGGCUGCCAAGACAUGUAGAAUAUAACAUAUACAGCAAAAUAUGUUAAAGAGACUGUUAAGACCUAGAAUACUAUACUAGACUGUCUCACAGUUUGAUGAGCAGCUCAGAUACAUAGAACAAUUGAAACAAACGGACAUCAUAUAUCUAUACCAACUAAAAAUAACCGAGGUAUGCAUGUUGAGAGCUUCCAGGAUAUAUAUAUGACAGUGUGAUGCUGUCAAGAUUAUGAUGACACUAAAUGAGAGAUUCUGGGACACAUGAUACAAGUGAAAGAAGGUUGAUGCCAAGAUAAAUAGGACAAUUACAACAAUUGAAAUGCCUAGGAGCAUGGUCAGAUACAUAGAACAUUGUUAUAUAUCAUAUGAAAGUAAUUGUGAGCUUCUGGGUUAUGCCUGCUUUCCAUUAAAGUUUAUUGAUACAGUACAUAUAUGCAGUACCUUUUCCUAAUUCGUUAUUUGAUACGCAGGUAUUCAGCAUGCUGAAAAAAAGUCAAUCGAUGGGUAUAUUCCACAUAAUUACCCUUCAAACAUAGAUCUAUACUAAAACAAUAAGUGAACUAUUUUGGCUUAAAAGUACACUUUGACGACAGUAAUCCGUUUGUGAAAAUGCUGAUAUGAAAAAAUACAAUUCCACAUGUGGAAAUGCAUGGCGUUAAUGGAAAACAGGUCUUACAGAAGACUGUUUCAAACAUUAGUAGAAGGAUGCCAAGCUCACUUAGACAUUAUGAUGAUAGAAAGUGCCAGAAAUGAAGGAGCCAUAUAAGGGCAUACCAGAAAUUAACAUCUUUAGAAAUAUACCUGUUUUAUACAUGCUGCUUAAUUACAUAAUAUGGAAGAUCAGUUGGGUGACUUUUUACGUCUGCUUUAUAGAGGUGGCUGCUUGAGCAGGAUCAACUGUAUAGGACACUAUGAUACCUGAGUUCUAGUGUCGGGAGCUGUUGGAACGUAUUGAAGAUACACCACCUACCAGUAACUGAUAACAUCACAGAUCAGCUUUGCAUUUUUGAGAUCUUUCACUUCAUAUACUAGAAAAUAUUAUGUUACUCCAGGUGCAAAUGUCAAUAGCUAUCAAGAUAAUACUGAACAGGAUUAUAGACCAGCUUUUUCGCUUUAUUUACUGGACGAUUUUGUACACUAUUUGCAAGUAUUGGUAGCUGCCACAAUAAUAUUAAUUAACAGCAUAGACCAUCUUUAUUGUAAAUGUCGAAUAGCAGUAGUUACCAAUUUAAACACUGAACAGGCUUGUAGACCAGUUUUAUAGUUUGUCUGUUAUGUAAUUUGUUUUUAAAAGGACAGAAUCUUGCUUCAUUAUGUAUCAUGAUUCUGAUGUUUACAGAUUUGGUCUCCUGAUAGAAAGGUAAACUUGUGCAGCUGAUACAAAGGGUAGCUGAUGGAAACCAGCAACAUUCUCAUGCAAAAGCUCUAUGUGAUCAGUUUUCAUUAGUUUACUCAGUGGUAGCUUUAUCUUUCUGUUGCCAUUAUUCUCAUGAAUAUCUUCCCGUUUCAUCCUAAUAAGAAUUUAUGUACAAACAAAUGCCCCAUGAUCUCAGAGAUUUUGAUGUGAAUGUAUUUAUUUAUUUGCUGGCUGUUGAUUGUUUAAAAUUAUAUUAAAUAUAAGUGUAAAAAUAUUAGAUAUUAAAUGAAACUUGAAAAAUUCAGUUCAUUUUCAAAAUAAAAUAUUUAUGUAAUUUUGUAAUGGCUCUGUUUGAAGUUAAAAUCACAAAAUAUAUUAAACAUGAAACCAGCAAAUAAAAAUAUUUUCACAAUAUUUAUAUUAACCAUUUUAAAAAUUCUUAUACCUUAUCAUAUGCUAACAAUAAUAUAAUUUGUAACAGAAUGUUAUUAUUUCUUAUCUGCCGAUAGUUGAGAUUAACAUAGCAAAUAUUGUACAAUGGUAUUUUAUAUUUCACUAUAUUACCUAUAAUUGUUGAAAAAUAUUUGUAAACAUUGAAAACAUGGCACUAUUUUUAUUUAAUUCUCAGAGAAUUUUCAUCUUUGGGGUUAAUGUUAGUGUGGAAAGCUUACAGUGUAUAUUAGUAUAUGCUUGCAAACGAUAAUGUAGUUUACGGGUUAUUUUCUUGUGUGUAUGUGUUGACUACAACAUUUUAUAUGUCUUCAUUUAUUUUGUUUUCUCACUUAAAAUCAGAAUAAAUUAUAAUUUGAUAGUUUAUCAUUGAGAUCUGGCAUGUGUGAAUCUUUAUUUGAUAUGCUUAUAUUAACCUGUAUUUGACUCCGUCAAUUAGCUUUUUGUGCUUUUGUUUAAUUACCAUAGAAUGUAUGUCAUUCAGGAAUGUGCCUAUGCUGUACAGAGCUAAGCAUAGCUCAGGGACGGAUUUUCAAAGUUGGGGGGGGGGGGGGGGGGCUAAUUUUUAUUGUUGUAUAAAGUGUGUUGUGCGAAAACACCAGCGCCACAGGCGCAAAGCCUCAAAGCUCCAUAAGGAAAAUUUUAAAAUAUUAACCCCUUCAUAGCGAUUCUGACAUGGUUUUUUUACGGCUUAUUACCUGAGACAUUUUUGACCAAAUUUUUAAACAUUAGAACAUUAAAACUGGAGAAGGGGGGGGGGGGCUGAUCCCCCCCAGCCCCCCCUAGCUCCUACGGGCCUGUAGCUUUCUUCACAAACUGGUUUACAGUAAUGGAGAUGACCACUGAAAAGUGUUAAGCUAUACAGCAGCUACUUUCAAGUGUAAGACCUGCUUGUGAUCAGAUUGUGGGGGUUUUAUUCAGCUUGGACUCAAUUUGGGGGGAACUUGUGCCCAAGACAGAUAUGCUUCAAUCUUCAGUGGACAUGUCAAAUGGUUGGUUUAUAAAUUGAGGUUCUUACCUUUAAUAUAUACAUUAGGCAUAAUCAUUUGAUUUCUCAUUAUCGCCAAUUUCCAUUUAGUAUUGUUCUUGUCAGUCACUAGACUUUAACUGUUCAGCAGUUGCUUAUAUAAAGAAAUCAUAUGCAGAUUUCAGCUGUUGUCAUUCUUCAAACUAUUUUGUAUUAGACUUCUUUUUUUAAUUUUGAACUUGGAAAAGAAAAAGUAGGUUUCUAGUUAAUAUCCUGUUACAUGAGGUUAAGUUGUUUGUUACAUUAUGAAAUAUGUAUUAGGGAUAUAAUCAUUAUCAAAAUUAAAGGGCCUAUCCUGAGUUUACAGUGUGGAAAAAAGUAAGUGUUGAGCUACUAAAAGUAAUUCAGCAUACUGAUAUUCAAACUCUAAGUAUAGCCCUUUAACAGAUGGGUAGUUUGUUUAAUCUCGGAAUUAGUCCUGUGUCUGGAACAUGAAUAUCAUUAUAUGUAUUUGAAUUAUUUUCUUGGUUCUUCAUUAUUUACAUUUAUACUGGGAAUAUGUCUUGGUCCUUAAUAUAUUUUAUAAAAUGUUGGCUACUUAGUUUGUCAUGUAAUGCAUUUAUGUCAUCUUUCAAUUUUUGAUAAAUAAAAUAUUUUUGUUGGUUGAGUUUUGGUGAUACUGUCAACAUACAAAUUUCAUGGUAAAUGUUAUUUGUUAAGAGUUUGCUAGAAUGUAAACUGAAUACACACAGUGUGUAUAUUGUUGCUUGCUAUAGAAUGUCAUAAGUUCUUUUGUCUUUCCUACAACCUUGUAAAGUUGGUAGAUAAAGUGAGAUUACCGGUAAGUAAAUGUUGUCAUUAAUAUGUAAACAGUUAGACUUUUUACUGCAUUUACACUUGUGUACUUUUAUAAUGUGAAGCAAGAGAUGCCCAGGUUGUAUGUACUUCAUCUGUAUUGCAGUCGAUAACAAAAUUAUGAAGAAAGAAAACAUGCCCAUGGGGACAUUAUUUGGAAUGGGGUGUAGUUAUUUAGGAGAAUGUACUUGAUUAUUUACACCACAUGUAGUCAAGACACGUAUGCAUAUGAAUUUCAAUAAAAUUUAUAAUGUUCUAUAUACAAUUAACUAAGUACAUGUUUUAUAUAGGUUGUCAAAGAUUUGGUCCUACUGGUGUUAAAUAUUUUAAAAUUAAUAUAACAUGAUUUCUAGUCAUAACUUCUUCAUAUUGCUGUUGUCAAAUUCAUUUAGUCAGUACAUUUUAACCAAAUAGCUCUUUUGCUACUACAUGUAUGGUAACCUGUAAAUGACAAGUUCCAUAUUUGAGUUUAAUGAAUGCAGUACAUGUUCAUGUCAAAUGUAAAAUAUGUUUGAAUAAUAUAAGCUUUUAUUAUCUUUUAUCUACUCUAAAAUCCCACCACAAACAAGCUUGGAUAUUGUCAAUUCUUCAUUGUAAGUAAACUAAAUAAACUGACAUUAAUUAGAAAAAAUAAUUCAUGGAAAUUAUUGUCAACUUUUAAGACAGAUUUAUACUAUGAGUCCAAUGUAAUAGUAUUUUUUUUUUAAAAACCCACUGCUAUAUUUCAUUCUUAUUGUUUCUUUAUAUUAUACACAAAGCUUAUAUGUUAUUCCAGCAUAUGAAUUCUGUUCAUAGUGGCAAGUAUUCUAACUUAAAAUUGGAUAACUACUGAUAAAUAAAUUGUUUUUAAAAGAAAUUUUAAAUCUUUGCACCAUCAUCACAAAACUUCAUGCUACCAUUCCCCGAGAAAACAAAAGCCCCAAUUUAUGUGGGUAACAUAUUUGUUUUUGAUAAUAUGUUUUUCUUAUACAAUCAUUGGUGAAAAUGUAUUAUCUGUGACACACAAGUUGAUUAGUCUGUGAUGCGUAAAAGUUGGCUACAGGCACAAGGGCUGUGAAUAUGUUUUAGUUGCAGAAGACGUUUAAAUUAAUUUAAAACCUGCUUUUGAGGAUAUGUAAGAAACAGAAUACAUACUAUAUUUGUGUCUGUUACAUGUAGAUACCAUUUGUCUUGCUUUUACUCAUUAGAUACAUUUUAAAACAGGUCGUAAAAUAAAUGGUAUUUAAUGGCCUCUCCUGUAGUAUUCUAUUUUUAAUGGUAGUAUGGGAAUAUGGUUUAGAAGUUCACAAACUGCUUAAAACAUUAUAUUGUGAAACAUUCUAAAUCUAAAAUUAUUGUAAGUGUAUAUUUGUUUAUAUUGUAUAUCUAAAGUGAAUUAAUUUCACAUAAUUCAUUUAACUGUGGGUGAAUUUUAACAACUAGCUGUGUCUGCAGAAAAUAACAUGCAUACAGGUGUGAUGUUUCAAUGCUUUAAUAAAUGUACACUGCAUAAUUACAUAAAUUAUAGUCGUUUGCUUCAAAAGGGAAUGAAUGAACUGACAUGUAACUCUAUAAUGAAUAAAGUUAAAAUUCAUAUAAAAACAUACCAAUUCAACAAUUUUUUACAAAUUACCAUCAAAUUGCAUAGGUUAAAUCUUUUAUAAUACUGGUAAGAAAGCAACUUGUGGAACAGCCAAGUUUGAAACCAACUAAUGGAAAUGUUAUGAGAGUUGAUAUUGGUUUAAAACUUUAUAAUACAUUUUUAUAUGGGUUUUGGCAUUAUUUAGAACAGUCGUAUGUCAGUUCAACAGUUCCCCGUGGACUAGUAUGAUUCUGUUACAUAAACAGUUUUGGUUUAGCAAGGGGUUUUACAUUUGUCAUCUUCUUUUAUCAGAAAUUCUUAGCCUACUGUGCAUUUUGAUUUUACAUUAAAUAACCUACAUGUAUUUUGGAUGAAUGGUGAAAUUGUAAUUUUUGGUUAAUAAAUAUUACCAUACAGA
This is a messenger RNA of Gigantopelta aegis, 12383 nucleotides long. Its product is annotated as myotubularin-related protein 13-like. Lineage: Eukaryota; Metazoa; Mollusca; Gastropoda; Neomphalida; Peltospiridae. The record is from RefSeq and is a predicted model, not a curated record. The transcript is spliced from 40 exons. Bases 58 to 6072 code for a protein of 2004 amino acids.